Molecule: messenger RNA, 690 nt
Organism: Lachancea mirantina
Lineage: Eukaryota; Fungi; Ascomycota; Saccharomycetes; Saccharomycetales; Saccharomycetaceae
Source: the annotation of a GenBank genome assembly
AUGGUGAGACAAAGUAACCGUGAGAUCCUUUCGAAGGGCAAAAAUUACGUUCAAAAACAAGCCAAGAAAUUUGGUGCUGAUGAGGUAACGUUCGACAGAGAUUCUCGACUGGAGUAUCUAACAGGAUUCCACAAGCGUAAGGUAGAGCGACAAAAAAAAGCACAGGAAUUUGCCAAGGAGCAGGAGCGUCAGAAUAAAAUCGAGGAACGACGGAAGUUGCGGGAGCAACGGAAACAGGAUGCCGAGGAGCAGUUUACAAAGUUUAAAAAUUCGAUGAAAGAAGUUGGCGAUUACAUCGGCAGCGAUGGGGAAGAUGAAAGUUUACGAGUUCAACCAGGCGAAAAUUCCGACAACGAAGGCUCGUGGACCGGGUUUUCUGACGAUGGUGAUAGCACCAAUGGCGUGAAACCGAUUUUGAAGAGAACUCGCGACGUUUAUGACGACGACACCCAAGUCGACAUUGAGCCGCUGGAGCCAAAUGACAAUUUCGAGUACCUAGCUCGCGCCAACAACGUGCGGUUGGAGCGCUCGGAAAAGAUAUUGGACGAAAGCAUCGAUCGGGCAGCCAAAUAUGCCAAAUUCCUAGGAAUGGACGACAAACCCAAGAAGAAAAAGAAGUUCAGAUAUUUGACCAAAGCUGAGAGAAGAGAAAAUCAACGGAAGGCUAACAGUAACAAGCGUAGGAAAUAG